AUGCGUGUGGGUUUAUUGUGGGCUUUUCUGGUGUCCUUGGCAGCGGCAGACAUAGCUCUGAAUAAGCCAGGUUCAGGCAACACUUAUACCGCAAGCGGAGGUACAGUCUCUAUUCCUGUAGAGUUUUCCGACAAUGGCAAAGUGCCCACGUUAGACGUUAUUCAAUAUUACGUGUUCGCACUCUGUUACGGUGAUAAUACCGACGACUUUAAUUGUGUCACGGGAGACUCUAAAAUGAAGCUUUCUGACUUUGAUCAUAGUGGUGAUCUGUAUUCGACAACCGCCUCAUUUUCCAGUUCUUUGGUCGGCAACGGUCAGUUUUUCCUCCAGGUUAACGGCUAUAUUAGUGGUGAUGGCGACAAUGCGUAUCAGAGUCUCCAGUAUUCUGCUCGUUUUAUUUUGAAGUCCAUGUCGGGAACUAUUGCCACUACGCUCACGACUACAUCCCAACCUGCCAACCAGGUAGCAUACCAAACCGGUACCAAUACGGGUGCUGGUGACACAUCUGCGUCUUUCAGUAUCCCAUACACGGAACAAACCGGAUCUACUCGUUACGCUCCAAUGCAAACGCAGCCCUCAGGCUCGGUCACUGCGACGACCUGGACAAGGAGAUUCCCCACAAGCGGUGUGACGAUGUACUCAACUUACAAUCCGUCCAUGCAACAGGCUAGUACAGUCACUCCUGGUUGGUCAUAUACAAUAGACAGUGCGGUGAACUGGGCUUCGCCCAGGCCAUACCCAACCCAAAACGGGGCCUGGUACGACCCAAAGUCUAGGCAAACGCUCACCACCAGAAAGCUGAAUCUCAAACAAUGGGUGGGCACUGGAUUUUCCUCAAGUUCGUAA
Molecule: messenger RNA, 846 nt
Organism: Lachancea meyersii CBS 8951
Lineage: Eukaryota; Fungi; Ascomycota; Saccharomycetes; Saccharomycetales; Saccharomycetaceae
Source: the annotation of a GenBank genome assembly